GCCAGGCUGGAGGAGACUUGUCUUUCCAAGGCUGGAGAGGAUUUCACGCGGGUUUGCCUGCAGCUGCCCGGGAAGAAAUUCCCCUCUGGUGGCAGCAGCCGCAGCAGCAGCGGCGGCGGCGGCGGCGGCGGCAGUAGCAGCGACGGUGGCAGCCCUACCUCCUGUUCUGGGGAACAGGGCAGAAUGCCUGUGCUAGAGCGGUACUUCCACUCGGCAGAACUAGGCAGGAGGUGGACGGCCCCAGAAGGUGUGCUGCCCUCCGCCCUAGGCAGCAGGCCGGGGUGCCAGCAGGGGCCGCUACCCUGGGACUUGCCAGAGAUGAUCAGGAUGGUAAAGCUGGUUUGGAAGUCCAAAAGUGAGCUGCAGGCAACCAAGCCGAGAGGCAUUCUGGAAAAUGAAGACGCUUUGCACAGCUUCCCAGGAGAUGUCCGACUAAGGGGUCAGACCGGGGUUCCUGCCGAACGCCGCGGCUCCUAUCCAUUCAUUGACUUCCGUCUACUUAACAAUACAACACACUCAGGGGAAAUUGGCACCAAGAAAAAGGUGAAAAGACUGUUAAGUUUCCAAAGAUACUUCCAUGCAUCUAGGCUUCUCCGUGGGAUUAUACCACAGGCCCCCCUCCACCUGCUGGAUGAAGACUAUCUUGGACAAGCAAGGCAUAUGCUCUCCAAAGUUGGAAUGUGGGACUUUGACAUUUUCUUGUUUGAUCGCUUGACAAAUGGGAACAGUCUGGUAACACUGCUGUGUCACCUCUUCAACACCCAUGGACUCAUCCACCAUUUCAAGCUGGAUAUGGUGACCUUACACAGGUUUUUGGUCAUGGUUCAGGAAGAUUACCACGGUCACAACCCAUACCAUAAUGCUGUUCAUGCAGCUGAUGUCACCCAGGCCAUGCACUGUUACCUGAAGGAGCCAAAGUUGGCCAGCUUCCUCACACCUCUGGAUAUCAUGCUUGGACUACUGGCUGCAGCAGCUCAUGACGUUGACCACCCAGGGGUGAACCAGCCAUUUUUGAUCAAAACCAACCACCACCUUGCCAACCUGUAUCAGAAUAUGUCUGUACUGGAGAAUCACCACUGGCGAUCUACAAUUGGCAUGCUUCGGGAAUCAAGGCUUCUUGCUCACUUGCCAAAGGAAAUGACACAGGAUAUUGAACAGCAGCUGGGAUCCCUGAUCUUGGCCACAGACAUCAACAGACAGAAUGAGUUUCUCACCCGCCUAAAAGCUCACCUGCACAAUAAAGACUUGAGACUGGAGAAUGUACAGGACAGACACUUUAUGCUUCAGAUUGCCUUGAAGUGUGCUGACAUUUGCAAUCCUUGUCGGAUCUGGGAGAUGAGCAAGCAGUGGAGUGAAAGGGUCUGUGAAGAAUUCUACAGGCAAGGUGACCUUGAACAGAAAUUUGAACUGGAAAUCAGUCCUCUUUGUAAUCAACAGAAAGAUUCAAUCCCUAGCAUACAAAUUGGUUUCAUGACUUACAUCGUGGAGCCGCUCUUCCGGGAAUGGGCCCGGUUCACCGGGAACAGCACCCUGUCGGAGAACAUGCUAAGCCAUCUCGCACACAACAAAGCCCAGUGGAAGAGCCUGCUGUCCAAGCAGCACAGACGCAGGGGCAGCGGCCAGGACUCCGCAACCCCUACAUCUGAGACCCUGGAGCAGACAGAAGGCGCCACGCCCUAA
Cricetulus griseus (Chinese hamster) is the source of this 1680-nucleotide messenger RNA. The record is from RefSeq and is a predicted model, not a curated record. Lineage: Eukaryota; Metazoa; Chordata; Mammalia; Rodentia; Cricetidae.